AUGGAAAUGCAGGACCUAGCCAGUCCUCAUAACCGAGUGGGGGGUGCAGAUUCAACAGGCUCCAAGCUGGACAAGAACAACCUGGGCAGCCCCUCCAUUACCACCAAUGGAACUGGAGGUGAAAGCAUGACUGUUCUAAACACGGCUGAUUGGCUGUUAGGCUGCAGCAGCCCGUCCCCAGCCUCGGGUUCCAAGGAAUAUGUGAAAACAGAGCCUAUGAACAGCAGUGAGACAGUUACUACGACAGGUGACACAGCACUGGACACAUACGCAGGCUCAGUGAUCACCAGCAGUGGGUACAGCCCUCGUUCAGCCCACCAGUACUCUCCUCCCCUCUACCCUUCUAAUUUGCUGGCCAGCACUGACCUCACCUGUGUGUUCUCAGGCCCUACCCUCACAUCCUCUCCACGCCGGCAGCCCCCGCUAUGCCCACACCUCGGUGUGAUGCUUCCAGGCAUUAAGACAGAGACAGGCCUAACCCAGAGCCAGUCUCCCCUGCAGACAGGCCUCAGCUACAGCCCCGGCUUCACCACGCCUCAGCCCGGACAAACGGCCUACUCCCCCUAUCAAAUGCCAGGUUCCAGUUUCACUCCUUCCUCAGGCCUCUACACCACCAAUAACUCAGUGUCCAACCCUGCCAACUACACUGCCACACAGCAGGACUAUCCCUCAUACACGACAUUUGGCCAAAACCAGUACCCGCAGUAUUACUCUGCCUCCACUUACGGGACGUAUAUGACCUCCAACAGCGUAGAUGGCACAGGGUCCACAGCGGCCUACCAGCUGCAAGAUCCCACCCCCGCCAUGACAGGACAAGCCGCUGAACUUCACCCAGGGGACUUUGAUACAGUGCAGAGCCCUUCCACGCCCAUCAAAGAGCUGGAUGACAGAGCCUGCCGGAGUGGGGGGUCCAAGUCACGUGGCAGGGGCCGCAAAAACAACCCCUCUCCUCCCCCUGACAGUGACCUGGAGAGGGUGUUUGUGUGGGAUCUUGAUGAGACGAUUAUUGUCUUCCACUCCCUGCUCACAGGCUCUUAUGCACAGAAAUAUGGCAAGGACCCUCCCAUGGCGGUGACUCUUGGUCUGAGGAUGGAGGAGAUGAUUUUCAACUUGGCCGACACACACUUAUUCUUUAAUGACCUGGAGACUUUUCAAAUAAAACAUAUCAUUAUUAUUGACAGUACUUACAGUUUUGCAACUGAUGGCUUCCAUGCAGCUGCAACCAGCGCCAACCUGUGCCUGGCUACGGGUGUCCGCGGCGGCGUCGACUGGAUGAGGAAACUGGCCUUCCGCUACAGACGGGUCAAAGAGUUGUAUAGCACAUACAAAAACAAUGUGGGGGGUCUGCUGGGUCCCGCUAAAAGAGAUGCCUGGCUGCAGCUGAGGGCAGAGGUGGAAGCUCUGACCGACUCCUGGCUCACACACGCACUCAAGUCCCUGUCCAUCAUCAGCUCCAGGAGUAACUGUGUAAAUGUGUUGGUGACCACGACGCAGCUCAUACCAGCGCUGGCUAAAGUGCUCCUAUAUAGUCUUGGAUCGGUUUUCCCUAUUGAGAACAUUUACAGUGCGACAAAAAUAGGAAAAGAGAGUUGCUUUGAGCGCAUAAUGCAAAGGUUUGGCAGGAAAGUAGUGUAUGUUGUAAUUGGGGACGGUGUGGAAGAGGAGCAGGCGGCCAAAAAGGUAAUGGACCCCUCUCCACAAGCUUACCGUCACCCCGCCAACGCCGCAUAG
Messenger RNA from Menidia menidia (Atlantic silverside), 1731 nucleotides. NCBI's taxonomy places the organism in Eukaryota, Metazoa, Chordata, Actinopteri, Atheriniformes, Atherinopsidae. The record is from the annotation of a GenBank genome assembly.